Molecule: messenger RNA, 1167 nt
Organism: Diplodia corticola
Lineage: Eukaryota; Fungi; Ascomycota; Dothideomycetes; Botryosphaeriales; Botryosphaeriaceae
Exons: 3
Coding region: 1-1167 (388 amino acids)
Source: RefSeq, a predicted model, not a curated record
AUGGAUUUCACCCCGAAUAUUGUGGAGAUCUACACGCUGUACGGAAUCGGCAGCUGUUUGAUCUUUGCCCGCAUAGCCUGUCGAACGAAGCUCGUCGGUGUUCGCGGUUGGCAUCCGGACGACUACAUCAUCUUCCUCAGCUGGGCCUUGUACACGGCAGUCACAGUGGUAGCCCAUGUCUUCAUCAUCGUGGCCGGCGGCAAACACACCUCCCUCCUCACUCAUGACCAGCGCCGGUUGAUGCCACCAUCGCAAGUGCCAGCAUGGGUGUACGGAUCCAAGAUCUUCAUGCUGGGCCAGAUGCUGUACGCCUCCAUCGUGUGGUCGCUGAAGUUCAACAUGCUCUUCUUCUACCGUCGCAUCACGCGCGGGCUCUGGGUGGAGAAGCUCAUCAUCCCCACGCUCGCCUUCGUCGCCAUGACCGGAAUCGCCGUGCUCCUCGUCUUCACCUGCACGUGCCGGCCCUUUUACAAGCUUUGGCAAGUGUGGCCCGACCCCGGCGACCACUGCGAGCCGCAAAACUACGUCUUCUUCCUGUCCGUCCUCCUCAUGAACAUGGUGACGGACCUCAUCAUCCUGCUCAUCCCCGUGCCCGUCAUCGCGCCGCUGCACGCCUCGCUCCCGCGCCGGCUCGGGCUCUACGCCCUCUUCGGGCUCGGCGUCUUCUGCAUGAUCGCCGCCGUGCUGCGCGUCGUCUUCGUCUUCGCCCUCAACCAGUCGGGCAUCAGCGCCAUGUGGUCGAUCCGCGAGGACUUCGUCGCCGUCUUCGUCGGCCAGGCCCCCAUGGUGCGCCCCAUCUUCAGCCGCGGCUUCUGGACCGGCGGCGACCGCAACGACUCGUACGGCAAGGGCAGCAAGGCCAAGAGCUUCGGGAACCGCUCCGCCGGCAUCGAACUGGACAGCAAUCCCGAUCACAGCAGGCAUAGCCGCAAGGGCAGCUCCGCCGGCUUUGGCGGGAAGAAGAAGGAUCCGUACAGCGUGACGCAGAUUAUGAGUGAGAGCCAGGAGGAGAUUGUGGCGGGCAGAGCGGGCGAUCUGGAAAGGGGAAGGGAUGCGGCGGGAGACGAUAUGCAUUUGACCGUCGAGGUGAAGAGAGUGGUGCAUGUGGAGAGCAGAGAGACUACGCCGGAGAACAAGAUGGAACAGAGAGUCGAGGGCUGGGUAUAG